Vitis vinifera (wine grape) is the source of this 1715-nucleotide messenger RNA. RefSeq names its product 60S ribosomal protein L30-like. Gene Ontology annotation, cellular component: cytosolic large ribosomal subunit. Gene Ontology annotation, molecular function: RNA binding; structural constituent of ribosome. NCBI's taxonomy places the organism in Eukaryota, Viridiplantae, Streptophyta, Magnoliopsida, Vitales, Vitaceae. The record is from RefSeq and is a predicted model, not a curated record. The transcript has 5 exons. The coding region runs from base 1178 to 1516 and encodes 112 amino acids.
ACAAAUUCCAUGCAUACAUUCAGAUUACUAAAUAUUUCAUCAUUGGGAUGGUCUUAAUAAACUUCAUUCAAUUCCAGGACCAAACAACCCCUCAAGUAUUUUUCUUCCCUCUAUUGCUAAAACCCUAAAACCCUUGAAUUAUUACUAAACCCUACAAAGUACAAAAAGCUAUAAACAAAAAUUUUCAAAAAAUUUUCAACAUGCCAACCUAAAACCCUAACACCAGAACCUCAGUUAGGACAUGAUGGAAUGUCAAUUUGAUUGAUGAAACAAACAAGCCUUUAAACUUUGAUUUACCCAUCAUUACAAAACCACCACAAAACCCUAAAACCCUUGAAUUGUUAAAUCCAUAAAAUGCUCACAAAAUUGUAAAGCAAACCCCCAAAUGCAAAAAGCUAAAUAUGAAAUUACCCAGAAAAAAAAAUCACCAAAACAACGUAAAACCCUAAUGGCAGAAACCCAUUUGAGGAAGAGUACAUUUCAAAACCCUAAUUUUCAGCAAUGCUUUUCUGUAUGUAGAGAAAGAGAGAAGCCACCCUUAAAACCCUUAAAUCAUUAAACAAAGAACCCUGAAAAUAUCCGAUAAAAUGCUCACAAAACUUUAAAGCAACCCCACCCAAGCAUGAACUUACCCAGAAAACCUAAAACCCUAAUGGAUGGAAGAAAGUUAAGGAGGAGCACACUUCAAAACCCUAAUUAUCAGCAACGCUUUGCUGUAUACAGGGAAAAAGACAGAGAGGGUUUAGACAUUGAAAAACCCUAAUUUGAGCCAGAGAAGGAGAGACUACCUUUACCUUUAAGCUGAGAAUGCUCUCCGCUGGGCCGGUAUCGGAGCAGGGUUUUUAGGGUUUUAUAGUAGGGGCACUGGAGGGAGUGAGAAGCGGUUUGUAUGUGGCAGGACCACAGAACUUCCCUACUCUUAUUUGUUUGACACUAUCAUAGAUUGACACGUCAUCUAAAAAGCCAACGUCGACACGUGGUCAGUUCCUACUGCUUGGAAAUGAACUCUAAGGUACUCCUCCUGUAUUGUAUAAUAACCCGCAAAUCUAUAAAUAUUGAUGUGGGCAAAAACCUUGAAAUAGGCUCCAUUAAAACCCUAGUACGAGAGGAUAUUUUCCUCCCCAUUUUCUCGGCAUCCAACCGCCGGAAACCCUAGCAGCAGCAGCGUCGAGCGAAGAUGGCGGCCCCCAAGAAAACCAAGAAGACUCAAGAAAACAUCAACAACAAGCUCGCUCUCGUGAUGAAGAGCGGCAAGUACACGCUCGGCUACAAGACCGUGCUCAAGAGCCUCAGAAGCUCCAAGGGAAAAUUGAUUCUGAUUUCGAACAAUUGUCCGCCGCUCCGAAAAUCGGAGAUCGAGUACUAUGCGAUGCUUUCCAAAGUCAGCGUGCACCAUUUUCAUGGGAAUAAUGUUGAUCUGGGAACAGCAUGUGGCAAGUAUUUCCGGGUCUCUUGCCUGAGCAUUGUCGAUCCAGGUGAUUCUGAUAUCAUCAAGCAAAUGCCUAGUGACCACUGAGCUGACUGUUAGAUGGGUGCUGAGGUUUUCUCACAAACUAUAGGACAAUUUUGUUUUUUGGUACUACCAUAGACAGGAGCCUCUUUUAUUGUUGAAAUUUUUCGUCCCAUCAAAAGGGCAAAUUUUAUUUUGGUUAAAUGACAGCAGACCUUCAAAUCCCAUAUGGUUUUUAGAAUCAAAAGAAAGAUUGUUUGGGAUA